CGGACUAUUGGUCGGUCGAUAACCGAAUCAAAACAAACGUCACACGUGCAAUUUAUGUGAAAUUCAUCAGCAAAAUGAAGGCAAAAAAGAAGUUGGGCGUGGGAUUGAGCCGCCAGGAACGGCAGGUGCUCGUCAUCGGGGAGAUCAUUCAGGAGUUGCUAAAGGCGCACGAAGCCAAAAAGGAUGUAAACCUUAACCGGAUGAAAUCAUUGGUGGCCUCCAAAUAUGGACUGGACAGUUCGCCGCGCCUGGUCGAUAUCAUUGCAGCCGUGCCGCAGGACGCCAAAAAAAUUCUGCUUCCAAAGUUGAGGGCCAAGCCCAUUCGCACAGCAAGUGGCAUCGCCGUGGUGGCCGUCAUGUGCAAGCCGCAUCGUUGUCCGCACAUCAACAUGACCGGCAAUAUAUGCGUCUAUUGUCCCGGCGGACCGGACAGCGACUUUGAGUACUCGACACAGUCGUACACAGGCUACGAGCCGACCUCAAUGCGAGCCAUCCGGUCGCGGUACGAUCCCUUUCUUCAGACCCGACACCGCGUUGAACAACUAAAGCAGCUGGGACACAGUGUGGACAAGGUGGAGUUCAUAGUAAUGGGCGGUACGUUCAUGUGCCUGCCGGAGGAGUACCGCGACUACUUCAUCCGCAACCUGCACGACGCCUUAUCCGGCCACAGCAGCGCCAAUGUAGCGGAGGCCGUACGAUACUCGGAGAAGUCACGCACAAAGUGCAUUGGCAUCACCAUAGAAACAAGGCCGGAUUACUGCCUCAAGCGGCACAUAUCGGAUAUGCUUAGCUAUGGUUGCACCCGGUUGGAAAUCGGUGUGCAAUCGGUUUACGAAGACGUAGCCAGGGAUACGAACCGUGGACACACGGUGCGAGCGGUGUGCGAGAGCUUUCAGCUAGGCAAAGAUGCUGGCUACAAGAUCGUGACGCACAUGAUGCCUGAUCUUCCCAAUGUGGACUUCGAACGCGACAUCGAGCAGUUCAUCGAGUACUUUGAGAACCCUGCCUUUCGCUCUGACGGCCUGAAGAUCUAUCCCACGCUAGUCAUUCGCGGCACUGGUCUCUACGAGUUAUGGAAAACCGGGCGGUAUAAGUCAUAUCCGCCAUCCAUGCUUGUCGACCUAGUGGCCAAGAUUUUGGCCCUUGUACCACCAUGGACGCGAGUGUACCGCGUACAGCGCGACAUUCCCAUGCCGCUUGUUAGUUCCGGCGUGGAGCACGGAAAUCUCCGCGAACUGGCGCUGGCCCGCAUGAAGGAUCUUGGCACCACUUGCCGCGACGUUAGAACCCGCGAAGUUGGCAUUCAGGAAAUCCACAACAAGGUGCGCCCUUACGAAAUUGAGCUAAUUCGUCGGGACUAUGUGGCCAAUGGCGGCUGGGAAACGUUUCUCUCAUACGAAGAUCCUGAACAGGACAUUCUCGUAGGCCUUCUUAGGCUGCGAAAGUGCUCACCGGAUACCUUCCGCCCGGAACUGAAGGGCGAAUGCUCCAUUGUGAGGGAGCUGCACGUAUAUGGCUCAGUCGUGCCGGUUAAUGCUAGGGAUCCCACCAAGUUUCAGCACCAGGGCUUCGGUAUGUUGCUGAUGGAGGAGGCAGAGCGAAUUGCUCGAGAGGAGCACGGCAGCACAAAACUGGCGGUCAUAUCGGGAGUGGGCACCAGGAACUACUACCGCAAAAUGGGAUACGAACUUGACGGACCCUAUAUGUCAAAGAGCAUAGAAGAAAAUAACUAAAUCUAGCGUUAAAUGACUGUCCUAGUGGUAUGUUGAUGGAUUAAACAUUUGUAUUUAUCACGCUAGGAGCAGUAAGAUUUCGCUACUUAAAACUACUUUCUUAAAUAUAUACAUUAAUAUAUAGAA
Drosophila mauritiana is the source of this 1859-nucleotide messenger RNA. RefSeq names its product elongator complex protein 3 (gene Elp3). The transcript has 4 exons. NCBI's taxonomy places the organism in Eukaryota, Metazoa, Arthropoda, Insecta, Diptera, Drosophilidae. Gene Ontology annotation, biological process: tRNA wobble base 5-methoxycarbonylmethyl-2-thiouridinylation. The record is from RefSeq and is a predicted model, not a curated record. Gene Ontology annotation, cellular component: nucleus; cytoplasm; elongator holoenzyme complex. Gene Ontology annotation, molecular function: iron-sulfur cluster binding; acyltransferase activity, transferring groups other than amino-acyl groups. Bases 75 to 1733 code for a protein of 552 amino acids.